Talpa occidentalis (Iberian mole) is the source of this 451-nucleotide messenger RNA. Its product is annotated as spermatid nuclear transition protein 1. The coding region runs from base 69 to 236 and encodes 55 amino acids. The transcript has 2 exons. Lineage: Eukaryota; Metazoa; Chordata; Mammalia; Eulipotyphla; Talpidae. Gene Ontology annotation, biological process: spermatid nucleus elongation; spermatogenesis; chromatin remodeling. Gene Ontology annotation, cellular component: nucleosome; male germ cell nucleus. The record is from RefSeq and is a predicted model, not a curated record. Gene Ontology annotation, molecular function: DNA binding.
AAGGCCUUAAAUACCCAGGCCCGCAGCCCCCGGGCCUUGCAAAGCCCCUCAUUUUGGCAGAAAUUACAAUGUCUACCAGCCGCAAGUUAAAGAGCCAUGGCAUGAGGAGGGGCAAGAACAGAGCUCCCCACAAGGGAGUCAAGAGAGGUGGCAGCAAAAGAAAAUACCGGAAGGGCAGCCUGAAGAGCAGAAAACGGUGUGAUGAUGCCAAUCGCCAUUACCGCUCCCACAUGUGAUCCCAUCAGUGGGUUCUGCCCUGGUGGACUUCAAACAGCACCAGGCAGCAGUAAGAGAACAGAAGGGGGACUGCCAAGAAACGUGGAGUUAGAUCAAAGGCAGAGAAGAGCCUAAAAUGCCAAUCAUGACGAAAUGAGGAAUGUAUAUGUUGGCUGUUUUUCCCCAACAUCUCAAUAAAAUGUUGAAAACCGAAGUGUGUUUCCUUUGGUCUUUG